Molecule: messenger RNA, 1032 nt
Organism: Apiotrichum porosum
Lineage: Eukaryota; Fungi; Basidiomycota; Tremellomycetes; Trichosporonales; Trichosporonaceae
Exons: 5
Coding region: 1-1032 (343 amino acids)
Molecular function (GO): hydrolase activity, acting on carbon-nitrogen (but not peptide) bonds, in linear amides
Source: RefSeq, a predicted model, not a curated record
AUGUCCCGUACCGUUACCAUUGCUGUGGCCCAAACGAUUCCAGUUUCUCAGGAGCUGGACCCUCCGAGCGAUCAGAUGGAUAAUCGUGGCGCUUUCUGGGCUAUCGACCAGAACUUGCUUGACACGAUGCGACAAGUCGAGGAAGCUGCCACCCGCAAGGCCGAUGUAGUUCACUUUCCAGAGUUCUGGUUACAAGAUCUGGUUGGCCAAGGAAGACAAGUAUGGUUGUGGGUGGUUGCCGAAAAGUACAAGAUCGCCAUUGUGGGGUCGAUAGCGUGUGGUCAACCUUCGUCACCUGAGACGCCGAUGCCUGCUGAAUCGCCCUUCGUCCAUCUUCUGGGCGGACCUCCACCAAAGGCCCUCACAGACGCUCAACAAUCCUGGGUCGAGUGGGUUCAGCAUCACUUGGUGGACGUUGAGGCAAAAGUUGGCCACGCCCAUUACCCCCAAAUUCACAACACGUCCGUUUUCAUCGACGACGAAGGGCAAGUUCUUGGCGAGUAUGCUAAACGAAACCUCUGGCAUCCUGAGCGCGACUAUUUUGUCCGGGGAAGAAGGCAGAACCAAGUCUUUGAGACCAAGUUCGGCAGGGUUGGUCUUCUCAUCUGCUGGGACAUCUCGCAUCCUUCGGCUGGGCAAGAGCUUUCCGACCAAGGAGUUGAUAUUGUGUUUGUCUCAGCCUACUGGCUAGCGACUGACAGCCAUCCCCAACUGAACAACUGGCGGCAUGUUAACGACUACGAAAAGACGGUUGUUCACAGCUGGAUGCUUGCCCGGGCCAUAGAGACGGAAUCCGUGUGGUCCCUGUGCAACUGUGGGGGUGACCCCAUGUCCGGGUACAUGGGUGGUAGCGGUGUAUGGGUUCCUUUGCGCGGCAAUAUCGGUGGUAUUCCUGGCCCCGGGGCUGGACUACGCAUAAUGGAGAUCGACAUGAACGUCCUACAGGACACCCAGAAAGUCUACAAGAUCCGCGAUGACUACGCGCGGUACCUGAAGAUGGUGGAGGCCAAAGAGGCGAAUGGUACGAAAUAG